Messenger RNA from Penaeus monodon (black tiger shrimp), 2207 nucleotides. Its product is annotated as bestrophin-2-like. Gene Ontology annotation, molecular function: chloride channel activity. The coding region runs from base 297 to 1652 and encodes 451 amino acids. The record is from RefSeq and is a predicted model, not a curated record. The transcript has 11 exons. Lineage: Eukaryota; Metazoa; Arthropoda; Malacostraca; Decapoda; Penaeidae.
GCCGCUCUCAGUUACCAUCCAGCAUCGUGAGGUGAUGGACACGCUCUCCUCGCCCUAUGGAUAUUAUUGAAGAAUACUAAACUCCAGAUUCCUGACUGGAACUUGAUUUCCCUGAGCUCCGUUCUUAGGACCUAGAAAGGGAAACUAGACUCGGCUCUCGCAUCACGGAACGACAAAAAUAACUUUAUUAAUGAGUCCCUGAGUUCGACUAAGUACAUCGUCUCUAAUCUACGCCUGUUGGUCUUGGAAUAUAUAUACUUUUUAUUAUAUAGAACUGUGCGACUUGCUGGAACCCGAUGACUGUUUCCUACACCAAAAAAGUCUCCAACACCAGCUUCUGUGGCUUCUCCAAGCUACUGUUCAGGUGGCGUGGCAGCGUGUUCAAGUUGAUAUGGCCGGACCUGAUCGUCUACCUGGUGCUCUACGGCAUCGUCUCCCUCGUCUACAGGUUCGCCCUGAAUGAGGACCAGAAAAGAAUCUUCGAGAAAAUGGCCUUAUCUUGUGAAUACUUCCGAAAUGUGUUCCCGAUCUCCUUCGUCCUCGGGUUUUACGUGACAAUCGUCGUCCAGCGCUGGUGGGCUCAGUACAUGCUCAUCCCGUGGCCGGACACAAUCUGUCUCCUCGCCAACACCUACAUUCAGGGUCAGGACGACCGAGCGAGGAUGAUCAGGAAGAACUUCGCUCGCUACAUCAACCUCGCCUUCGCCCUCUCCUUCUCCAGGAUCUCCCCUCGCGUGGCUCGUCGCUUCCCCACCUAUCAGCACUUCAUCGAGGCAGGUUACAUGACUCACGGCGAGAAAGCGAUCUUCGAAAUGAUGGAUGAACAGACGAAGCAUCACAAGAUCUGGAUGCCUCUGUCGUGGGCGUGUCAGCUGACGGUGCGGGCGAGGCAAGAGGGGCGUGUCCCUGAUGACUACGGUCAGGAGGCGAUCGUUCAUGAGGUGACCAACUUGCGAUACAACUGUGGCAAACUUCAAGAGUACCAUCAUAUGAGUGUUCCUCUGGUGUACACGCAGGUGGUGACCAUGGCUACAUAUUCCUACUUCGGCUUCGCGAUCCUCGGCCGGCAGUUCCUGGACACCUCCCAGGGCUACGAGAAGCACAAGAUCGAUUUCUACGUUCCCAUCUUCACUUUGUUGCAGUUCAUCUUCUACGUCGGCUGGCUCAAGGUGGCCGAGUCGCUGCUCAACCCUUUCGGAGACGAUGACGACGACUUCGACACGUGUGAUUUUCUCGACCGCCAUUUUGAGGUAUCCUACAUGAUCGUGGACGUGAUGCACAAGUCGUACCCAGAGACCCUGAACAAUUACUGGGACAACAGCUCCUUCCAACUCGCGUCUGUGUCCAGUGCCUGCGAUCACCAAGGCUACAAGAACAAUUCCCACAGCAAGAAGUCCCAGAACCCACAGAAAAAUAGCAAGCAGGAGAAACUGUCCCCGGUGAUUAAGAGUAUUUCGCGACUGUGCAGUGACAGAACCGUAAGACCUAGCGUAACGAGACCAACCUUAGAAAGUUGGGGCGAAACUAACCGCACGACAGAGGAAAGUGCACCUUCAGUAUUACAUGGAGUCGUCUGGCACACCGUCACCCCGAGGCCUCCAGUCCCCGUCCGCCGCUACGCCACGCACCAGGGGCCAGAGAUCACGGUGUAACCAGACGUACAACCGAGUGAACGCGUGCGUCGGGACUCAGGACGACCUCCCUCCGUCUGUGGUGACCCCGAACGACCACCCCCCCUCGGGCUCGCCUGGGGCCCUCCACACCACGAGGGUCUACAUCCCCGCCAUCAACGACCACCUGGGGGGACACGACGGGACCCUCGACACGACCACCGUCAGCAGGGACCUCUCUGACCCCCCCGAGGACGACCACGAGAUCAAUACCGUGUCGAGGUCAUGUGCCCACCAGUACACCAACGGGGGCUUCCUGUCCAAGUGACCUUCCCCGCCCACUUUCUCGCUUCACGCCACCUCCAGCUCCGCCCAUCCUCGCAAGGGGGGGAAGGCAGGACGAGGCGAGAAAACGACCGUCUUUGCUUCACCUACUCGUCCUCACUUCGGUCCGGGGGCGGGUCGUGACGUCAUGCCUCUCCCCUUACCUUCCCCUAUGAGGUGGUGAUGCGUCCCUCCUGCUCAUUACCCCCCCCCCCUCCUCCACCUCACCUCCAAGCCAAGGCGAAGGAACCCUCCCUCUCCUCCUCCUCCUCC